AUGCGCAUGACCGGGAACCCAGCAGCUGCACCAGAAUUGGCCGUCUCCAUUAUGCAAACGAAACUGCAGACGUACUUGAAGUUCAACGAGACGUAUCCUGGAUUUGGGGGCUCGCUGCCCUGGUUCACGUCCACCUCCAAGGACAUCACGCCGACAUCGGACUGGAACAACCGGGUUCCUGCGCUGGACAAUGGUGAGCUUUUCUGGGCCGUCUAUGGCUUCAUCCAAGCCUUAGAAAAUACCGGCAGCCCCGCCCAUGCCAAGUUGGCCAGCCGGUGGCAGAACUGGAUGGACUACACCAAGACGACCGCGGCCAAGAUCUUCUACAAAGGAAACGGCCAAGUGUGCGCGGUGUCAAGCAUCAAGAACCAGUCUCUGCCCGUCGACCACCCUGACCAGGGAUACGCCUGCGAAGGCACCGGCCGGCUCAACGAUCCCUACGAAGGCGAGCUCUUCACCUUCUGGCUUCAGUUCUUCGGUGGGCUGUCCGACGCCGACGUCGCGGCGAUCUGGGCUGCGAAGAAACCCCAGCUCGUGAGCGUCGAUUACCACAUGGGGAACAUCGGACCCAUCACCGUGCAAAAGGGGUACUGGUUCUCAAGCCACGAGCAAUGGAAGGCAUUGGAAAUGCCGUACUACGACGUCGACAUCGUGCGCCGCGUGUUCAAAAACGCCGAGCGCGUCCGAACCUGCAACGCCGUCCUCACCAACGUCCCGGGCCUCUUCGCCUCCAUCAACAACAUCACCGACCCGGCAACCGGCCACGUCACAGGCUACAUCUCCAACACGGGCAUCCCGUCGAUCUCGUUUCUGUCCAAGCAGGAACGCGACGUCGUCACGCCCUACGGCGUCUACCCGACAGUCCUCGUCGACAAAGCGGUCGGGCUGGCCUGGUGGAGGAACAUGGUUGUCGCUAAGAAGAUGCAGAAUCCAUACGGUAGCACCGAAGGCACCCGCGUCGACGGAAAGGGCGUCUCCGCGCUCGUCACCUGGGACAGCAAGAUCACCACCGUCACGGCGAUCCUGGGCGGAGUGACGGAUCUGGUGCGGCAGAAGAUGAAGGCGGAUGGGAUCUAUGAGGAAUUCGUCAAUAGUAUCGAGGAAGCAUACGUGGCUGUCUUUACCGAGCUCAAGGGCGAAGAUGUCCCCCUGUGUCUGCCGAGGGAUGACGUGCCUGAUACCGGGCUGCAGGAUUUCACGUCGUGUCGGUGA
Messenger RNA from Aspergillus clavatus NRRL 1, 1212 nucleotides. Its product is annotated as endo-beta-1,2-glucanase. The record is from RefSeq and is a predicted model, not a curated record. The transcript has 7 exons. Lineage: Eukaryota; Fungi; Ascomycota; Eurotiomycetes; Eurotiales; Aspergillaceae. The coding region runs from base 1 to 1212 and encodes 403 amino acids.